UCCAUGGAGACGCGGCGGAAGGGCAGCCCAAGAUGGCUGCCGAGCCGGGCGGCGGGUGCCGCUGUCCCCGGUCCCGACCGCCGCUCGCCGCCCUCACCGCCGUGCUGCUGCUGGGCUGCGGCUGUGCCGCCGCCUUCCCGCCCUCCGCCGCCUCCUGCUGCCACCACCGCGUGCCCCGCGGCGGCGAGGUGGUGUACCAGGUGCCCCUGAGGGAGAAGCACGUCCUGAAGAGGAACGUGGGGCAGCAGCUGCGGAUCCAGACCGUGUACGACGGGAGCGUCGAGGAUUUGCUACCUGAGAAAAGACACCUUAUAAAGAGCAAACUCUUUCCACAAGCUAUUUCUUAUUUGGAGAAGACUUUUCAAGUGCGCAAAUCUACAGGUACUAUAUUACUAAGCAGGCAGUGUGCAACAAACCAGUAUUUAAGGAAGAAAGCUGACCCUCACAGAUACUGUCGAGGAGCCUGUGCGGACCAUACGAGAUGUGGGCCAGUUAUAGUUCCUGAGAAACACCUCCAGCAAUGCAGGGUAUGCAAUGAGAAUGAAUGGCACUGUGGACCUGUUGGCCUACCUGACCAAGAAGGUGUUCGAGAUGCUGACUUUGUACUUUAUGUUAGUGCGCUCACUACUGAAAGGUGUGGCCAUGAAAAUAUCAUUGCGUAUGCAGCCUAUUGCCAACUGGAAGCUGAAAUGGACAGGCCAAUAGCAGGGUAUGCUAACUUGUGUCCAAAUAUGAUUUCAACUCAAGCUCAGGAGUUUGUUGGCAUGUUGUCUACAGUGAAACAUGAGAUUAUCCAUGCACUGGGUUUCUCUGCUGGACUGUUUGCAUUUUAUCGUGAUGAUGAUGGAAAACCUUUAACAGCAAGAUCCAUGGAUGGGCUUCCUCCUUUUAAUGAAAGUCUUGGUUUGUAUGAGUGGAGCAAUAAGGUUGUUCUUAAAGCUGUGAGGUUAUGGGAUAUACGUGGUGGCAAAAUGCUGCGCCAUGCUGUGUAUCUUCUGAUAACACCUCGUGUAGUUGAAGAAGCUCGGAAACAUUUUAAUUGUCCAGUCCUGGAGGGAAUGGAGCUUGAAAAUCAAGGUGGUAUGGGUACUGAGCUCAAUCACUGGGAGAAGAGGUUGUUGGAGAAUGAAGCGAUGACUGGAUCCCAUACGCAGAAUAGAGUGUUUUCCAGGAUCACCUUAGCAUUAAUGGAAGACACUGGCUGGUAUAAAGCAAAUUACAGCAUGGCAGAGAAAUUAGACUGGGGACGUAACAAAGGCUGUGACUUUGUAAUGAAGAGCUGCAAGUUUUGGAUCGACCAAAAGAGACAAAAGAGGCAAUUAAUCAGUCCAUACUGUGACACUUUGAGGAGUAAUCCUUUACAGUUAACCUGCAGACAGGACCAAAGAGCAGUAGCAGUGUGCAACUUACAGAAGUUUCCAAAGCAGUUACCUCAGGAAUAUCAGUAUUUUGACAAUCUAAAUGGAGUGCCAGCAGAAGACUUGCCUUAUUAUGGUGGCUCAGUAGAAAUUGCUGAUUAUUGUCCCUUUAGUCAAGAAUUUAGUUGGCAUUUAAGUGGUGAAUUUCAACGCAGCUCGGACUGUAGAAUACUGGAAAACCAGCCAGAUCCUACCAAAAACUAUGGUGCAGAGAAAUACGGACCGAACUCUGUUUGUCUUAUUCAGAAAUCAGCUUUUGUCAUGGAACAGUGCAGGAGGAAACUCAGUUACCCUGACUGGGGCAGUGGAUGUUAUCAAGUUUCUUGUUCUCCACAAGGGCUGUAUGUUUGGGUCAAGGACACUGCAUACUUGUGCAGUCGCUCGGGUCAAGUAUUAAGUGUUAGCAUUCAGAUGAAUGGCUGGGUACAUGUCGGGAAUCUAAUUUGUCCAGCCUGUUGGGACUUCUGUGAUUCCUGUCCUCCUGAGCGGGAUCCUCCAGCUUCCAACUUAACAAGAGUUGCACCAAUUGAUUUAUGCUCCUGCUCAUCCAGUCUGGUUGUUACCCUCUGGUUAUUGAUGGCUAACUUAAUUCCCCUGCUAACAGGAUUUUUUCUCUGCGCAUGGAGCUAAGCAUGGGGAAAGAAGGAGUUUCGAGAUGAUACCAUCAUGCUGCACUACUUAUCAUGGAGCACUGCGAGAGCUUUUUGUCUGUACAGGCAGGUGUAUUCUGCUGAACCUCUUCUCUCCUGGUGAGUAGCAGUGCUGAUAGUUGCUAGGGAGGUACCGACAACAGCAGCCAGAGUUUGAGAGAAGGAGAAUUUACAUUGUCAGCUCAAUAAGUGCCAGUAUUUUCCUGAUUUACAACCUUUCAUUUUGACACAGUAACAAGAUCCACUGUGCUGACUGCGUUAGACUACCUGGCAAUUCGGUGAAGGUUUGAAAUGAGAACCUUUCUGUAAUAAAACUUUUUUUUUUUUUUUUUUGUCCUCUGCAUGACUGGUAGCAAAGCAUCCUCAAACUGGAAAUAUACCUCAGUGGUUUAGUCAAAAGCCAUGUGAAAAUCAGUUGUGAUCACUGCUAAUAACCCAGGCCUAAAUAGAUGGGGUUUUUUUGUUUUUAUCAACUUUUAGACUUCAUGGUGAAAAAAAUAAUGUAAUGGGGUAGUAGACCAGUUUUUGAGACUUGCUUCCACAAUUGGAUUCUGCAGCUUUGAAGCUUCUCAGAAAUCAUAGUAUUAUGUGUUAAAAUAUCUAAUUCUUGGGGUUUGUCUAACUUUGGGGGUUCACUUGAACCUUCAUACAUGCACAAAGUUGAAUUUUAUCCUGGUAACCAAAUCCCAUUUUCAUUUAGCAUGUGCCAGUUCUGCUGUGAAAUUUAGUACAUCAAAUAUUUGAAUAUUCUCAGAGUAUUUUGCUAGGCAAAUGCAUUUCAAUCCUGAUACACAAUCUGCAACAUUGGCAUAGGUUUUCUGUUUUGUUUGUUCGUUUAUUUGUUUUAAAUAGGGUGACCAUAAAUACAGCUCUUUUCCCUUUCUGUUGAGGGGGCAAAUCAACAGUGAUGGCUGCUAUAAUCUUACAGGUACCAUAUUGAUUUCUUUAGGCCAAAACUAGACUGAAUGCAUAAAGAAAACUCAGUAAUGUCUCUUUUUCCCCUUUGUUGGACAUGCAGUUGAUAAUCCAAAUGAUAUGGAUUAUUUGAGGAUUUAUAGUAUGUUAGAGAAUAAUCAGAUGUUUUGAACCACGCAAGGGCACAUCUUGCUACAAAAUUCAUUGCUUAAUGGGCAAAAUAUACUAGGUUAAAGAAAUGAGGAAAAUCCAUCUCCUUAGGGAGAGAUGCUCUUUAGGACACUUUGUGUAAAGCACGACAAACAAACAUGUUCAGAGUAAAAUAAGCUCUUAAGUGGUACAGUCCAUUGUGCAGCUGGAAUAGUUUUCAUUCUUGGAGAAGUGUUAAACUUGAGAGAGCAGAUGUGCCCAGUGCACUAGAAAAUGCAAAGAUGGGCAUAAAGAUGUUGUUUCUAAAUGUGCUGCAGUGUUAGAAUUGUAGGUGAUUCGAUCCCUUUCUAAAAUGGAAGGUAGACAGAAGGAAGGUGCAGGGAAUAAAAUUUCCUUGGCUACAAUUAAACAGUUAAAUACACCUAAAUAGUAGAACUUCCAUUGUAGCUGUAAGGACAGUGAAGAAAAUCUUUGUGCCUGCUAGUUUGCUUUUGUAGAGAGACUCUUGUGACACUACUGAGGUGAGUAAACUUCAACCUGUAACUGUCUGAAGGCAUCACAACUGAGAGAGUACCUUGCACUGGGCUAGUUCCCCUUCUUGCUGCAGGUUAUGCACACUUUGCUUUGAAUUAUACAAUGCCCCAGUUAGCCUUAAGUAAGUGUUUCUGAGAAGCAAUAUGAAAUAGGGAUAAAAUGCUUUAAAUGUGUACAAGUUUGAAUUAAGAAACACUCAGAUUCAUCAGCAAACACUGAUUAUUUUAAUAUAUGCACAGUCAACAGCUGGUAUAAAAUGAUUCCUUGAAAACUCGGAAAGGUUUGAGAAUACAUCUUAGGUCCCAGAGGUAGAUAUUGUAUCUUUUUCUGUUGUGCAAUAAUACAAUGUAAAUGGUAUCACUCAAAAACCAUGCUUUUUAUACUUGAAAGAAAUCAUUGGUUAUUUUUUCGUACUGUGAAAUAUUUGCACUGUUUGAAGUUUCUGGUUAACUUUAUAAGUGUUAAACUUUUUUACUGGUGUUAAUUUAUUGCGCUUGGUAUUUGAUGUGCUAGUCUCCUGUCUGUAUAAUUGAGAUUUGUUAUAUUUAAGUGAGUAUUUUUAUCUUCUACACAGUUGUUUAUCUUGAGGGCUUUUUUUUUUAUUCUCUCGUCCUGAGAAUUAACUGAAAUCUGAAAGAUGGCUUAAAAAGUCAAUGCUUACCUACUUCUGAAUUGUAUACCAUAAUUAAUGAAAAAGGCUGUAGUGCGUUGUACCUAUGAGGAAAAUCUGUGUGCUGCUCAGAGGUUUUCCGGGCAGAUUCACCAGUACCUGCCGAGUAGCUGCAUUAGUGAAUCCAGUGAAGUAAAGCUGUAGUUGCCUUAAUAAUCUGAGAUCUCGGUCAUAAUUUCUUUGAAAUGCAGCCUGUAAAAACUGGCUGUGAGCUGCAGAGUUGGAAGUGACUUGGGAGUCGGGGAGGGAAAGUACUUCAGUGGGCAGAAUCGAACGUGGUGUAUGCUGUCAGGGAGCUCGCGGCUGUAGCCUUGUUGGAGCUGCUAAGCUCACCUGAAAGUGAGGAGGAAUUGGUGACUCUCGGAAGGAAUAUUUAAGUAAAACUGACUACCUCAGUUCUGUUUGUCUUUGAGUUAAGCUUUUAGCCCAUCAUUAACUUCCAAGUCUUAAGAUGACUUAAGUAAAAACACGUCUCAGGUUUUUAAGAGCAAAAUCAUUUUAGUAGGAAGCAUAAGCCAUUUUUUAGUGUAAAACAUAAAGCUAAAAACUGUAGCUUAAAACAAUCACUUAUGUAGCCUUAAGUAUAGUUUUCCCCAGCAGAAGUCAGUGUUGGUGUUAGGUGAAUGCAAGGUUUGCAGGCAGCUACUCUAGGUUUCAUGAACAUGUUGUGGCAAGUCCAUCAUAUUGCAUCUCUUACAUGGGAAGGCUUUCCAGUAUGGCCCAGAUAAGUCUCUGCGUAUUCGCCAGACUAGAUGGCAUGAUUUCCAGGGUUUUUGCUGCCCUAAAGAUAAAUGAAUUAGCUUGUAGCCAAAAUAUUUUGAGUAUAUAAUGUCUGCAGUUUAGAUUUUGUGAAAGCAUUCCAUGUUUGCUUAUGGAAGUAAAUUAGUCUUGCAGUCUUUUUUUUUCUUUUUUUUUUUUUGUUAACCCAGCUGCUCAAAUCUAUAACACUAAUUAGAACCUGAGGCAAGUCAUAUUUUAGGAACACAUUUUUCUAGUGCUGUUGCAAAGACUGAAGAGGAGAAAGGAUAGCUUUUGGCUGGUAUACUUUGUAUGCAGUGAAUAAAAUUACAUAGAAAAGCAGGCAGUUCAUUCCUCUUGAAAUGGGUUGAGGUUUUGGGAGACUAUCAUAGCCUAGAUAUAGGUUAACUUACCGAGAGAGAAUUUCGACCCCUGUUGUUUGACUGUAGGUACAAUGUAGCUCGUUCUUUUUGUUGUGCACUAGUAAACUAGGAAGACUGAUGUAAUUUAAAAGCAGUUGUAGCAACAAUCCCUUACUUAAAAGGGACAGUUGUUUUAAAAUCUUCCUGUCAUGCAAAUCUGUCUGGUUGAAUAUAUUUCAGUAGAAAGAGAAGUGUUAUGUCCUUUCUUCCUCAUACUUCCUACUAAUGACUCUUAGCUGAGCAGUUCAAGGUCCUUCCCUUGCAAAAUUUAAAGGCCAAGUUUUGCUUGGUUAAAGGGGUGAAUGCUUGGGUGUAUCACUCUUCAGGAUUGCGGUCUAUAGUGUAUAUUAAAUGAUGUGAUCUUACAGUAUCAGACUUCCAAAGUGCAAAUGUUGCCUUUUUAAUAUAAAGAUUACCCUGGAGAUAAAAACAACAGUUUUGAGAGCACUGGCUGACCUUGAACAUGUUUCCUAUUUUGAUAUAGAAUGUAAAUAUAGAACAAACUAUUUUACAUAGAUUUUGACUGGAAUAUUGAGAUAUAAGGGCUAACUUUUGUUAUUUAUGGAGUAAAAUUUCCUUAUUUUACUGUGUAAAAGUUUGUCAUUCAGAAGAAGAAAUAGUUCUGUUCAUCAAUAAAAUGUCUGUAGAAAAAUGA
This is a messenger RNA of Dromaius novaehollandiae (emu), 6152 nucleotides long. RefSeq names its product leishmanolysin like peptidase (gene LMLN). Bases 33 to 2048 code for a protein of 671 amino acids. Gene Ontology annotation, molecular function: metalloendopeptidase activity. The record is from RefSeq and is a predicted model, not a curated record. Gene Ontology annotation, biological process: proteolysis; cell adhesion. The transcript is spliced from 17 exons. Gene Ontology annotation, cellular component: cytoplasm; membrane. Lineage: Eukaryota; Metazoa; Chordata; Aves; Casuariiformes; Dromaiidae.